Messenger RNA from Asparagus officinalis (garden asparagus), 1427 nucleotides. Its product is annotated as gibberellin 2-beta-dioxygenase 7-like. The record is from RefSeq and is a predicted model, not a curated record. The transcript has 3 exons. Gene Ontology annotation, molecular function: dioxygenase activity. Bases 582 to 1379 code for a protein of 265 amino acids. Lineage: Eukaryota; Viridiplantae; Streptophyta; Magnoliopsida; Asparagales; Asparagaceae.
GUAUGUUGCAGUUACCUUGCUCACAUCUCCAUUUUACAUUGUAGAUUGUGUUUCCAAAAAUCUUCAGAGCUAUCUACACAAUUGAUGCUUAUUUCUAGACAUCUAUAAUUACUUAUAGGUUUCACAGGUCGGAUGCAAUAUAGGCACCACAGGCUUUGUGUGGAUUCUAUGCUUAGAUGUAAUGGAUAUUCGCCGUAAGCCGUGACUUUGUUACAACAAUAUGAACUCUUUAUGAGCUCCAAAAUUAUGGUCAGCUUAUGCUCUGCUUCUACUUCAGUAGAGCUAUAAACACAAACAGUAGGUGAAGUGAGUUUUCUGCAUUUCUUUUCCUUCUCGAUUAUAGUGAUGUGAAGUCGACACUACAUCUAACAACAAUAAUUAUGCUCUUGGAGCAGUCCUGUCUUAUUUAUUUAUCAAAAUUCUGAGAACAGAUUCCUCCCAGGAGCUAAUGGAAAUGGACAAAGCUAGUGUGAUGGUGACAAAGGAGGAGUGGAGGGCCAAAAAAAAAAAGGACUAUAUCAGAAAACGCCUUUACACUAUCUAUAAGACUUAUACCCUGCAUCACAGUCAACACAAACCGAAUGAACGCCAAAACAACUAAAAGGAAACACCAUAGCUUAUCGGCAAAAAAUAUGGGAAGUGAACUCAUCAACACCAUUCCUACAGUUGAUCUCUCUCCCUUCUUUCAAUCAGGCGAUAAUGAAUCAGGAAAGGGUAAGGCAAAGGAGAUCAUAACUCAUGCAUGCCGAACCUAUGGUUUCUUCAGGAUCUUCAGCCAUGGUGUUCCGAUAACACUUUCAUCGAUCGACCUGUCAAAGACCUUCUUCCAUCGGCCCUAUGAAGACAAGCUCAAAUCCUGCCCAGUACCAGAGUCGAACGCUCCGUUGCCCGCUGGAUAUAUGCGCCAGCCUGAAAUCUCUGGCAACAAGAAUGAGUAUGUACUCGUGUUCAAGCCUGAGCUUGGGUUCAAUGUUUAUCUGGCCGAGCCAACUGAGUUCAGAUCAACCCUAGACGAGUGUUUUAGUCAAAUGUCCAGAACAGCACUGCUAGUAGAAAGAAUACUGACGGAAUGCAUGGGGGUGCCUCCAAACUUCAUCAAAGAUUAUGAUGAAGCUCGAAAUACCGAUUUCAUGGUGGCGUUGAGAUAUUUUGCUGUGACCAUGGGUGAUGAGAGCAGCGGAUUGGCUGAGCACCAAGAUGGAAGCUGCAUUUCGUUUGUGUUUCAAGAUGAUGUCGGAGGGCUUGUGGUACUUACGGAUGGGAAGUGGAUCUCGGCUGAGCCUUCUGACGACAGCAUUGUGGUUAAUAUCGGAGAUAUACUUCAGGUUCUGACAAACAAUACGUUCAUAAGCGCAACACACAGAGUGUUGAGAAAAUAAAAAGAUCGGUACUCAUACGCUUUCUUCUUCAAUGCCGAUGAAGAGAAA